AUGGCUGGAGGGAAUCUCAGUCGCUAACGGAACCUGUGGGGCACCAGGGCGCACCCCACAGUAUACAGCCCUUACUGUGUUACAGCAGGGCACUGACACAGCUGACCUUUACUUCCCUAGCUACUCGUGGGAUCAAAAUAUGUACACAAACAAACAAACACAAAACAAUACGAGUGCCGACUGCUCGUCUCAGCCGGAUAAUAUGGAAGUCACAGAAGGUGAACUCGAAAGACAGCUCUCUAACGAGUCAUUCACAGGAGUGCCAUCCAUCUCAUCUUCCGCAUUAGAUUCACCUGCGGAAAUGAACGACGAGAGCGACGAUGAUGGGGUUAAUGUCACCAUCAAAACAGCAGAAAUGCCGAAAAAAGAGAAAAAUCUCGACACACGGCAGCUAAGUGGUGCGGCCAAGAGAAGGCUGAGAAAGCUUAUGGCCAAAAACGUACCAUAUGAAGAGGCAAUGCGCCUAAUUUCCACUGAAAAAAAUACGCCCCCUGCAAAAAAUGUAAAACGGGCGCGCAGUGGAGAUAACGAUGGUUCAAACAGUGUGGAAAAAUCGAGAGCCAAGAAGGCCAGAGGGCCACAAGCCCCUGCGAGACAGCCAUACGAAUCAAAGCAAGCUCGACCACAGACCAAUGAGGGUCGUGAAGGUCUACAUAGGGCCAAACGCCCAAUGAGACCAAUAGAGAAAAUUAAAGGCAAGUCCAAGCAAAGACCCUCCUAUAGUGAGGUUGCUGGUUCUGUGAGGGUAGGCAUAUUAGCCAAAGAUUACCCCAGCACACAGCUGAAAACAGAACAACUGAAAAUGGUACAGCAAGCGAUUAAACGGGCUGUUCUCGGUCAAAGACAGGAGAAACUUAAACCGAAGUUCGCUCAAUGUUCGUACAAAUCAGGUUUCAUGGUUGUGACGUGUCUUGACCAGGCUACAUCGGACUGGCUAAAGCAAGUUACACCAUCAAUCAAGCCAUGGGUAGGAGCUGAGCUAGUCGCCGUUGGAGAUAAUCAAAUCCCAAGAUCGGAGAUCCUGAAGGCUCACCUACCUGGAGCUGCCGAGGACGAUAUCGGUACGAUUCAGGCUACAAUUGAAAGCCAAAAUGAUGAGCUUAGUACUGAAAGCUGGAGAUUCUACGAUAUCCACAAAAAGAACGAAGCUCUCGAAGUGGUUUUCACCGUAGACGAAACCUCAAUGAAAGAGCUGGAGAAGAGGAACUUCGUCAUAUACUAUGGAUUUGGUUCCAGUAAAAUCUGGAAAAUAACCAAGAGAAAUCCAGAAAGCAGAGCUGUUGAAGGGAACACCACCGAUAAAGCUGUUCAAGGACCCGGGCAGCCUAAACAGGGCCUUGUAAAGGACCAGUCGGCGACAGACCAGGUCCAACCCACAGAAGGAGAGUCGAUUAGCAAAGGAAAUACUUCGGCAACACUCGAUCUCAAAGAACCAGAGUCUAAGGACCAGGGCCAAUCUAUGGACCAGGGACAAGACUCAGGGACAAACGAGAAAAAUGAGUAUAGCCCCAGUAAAUUCAAUGCAGAUUGCUCACCGGAAGGGACUAGGUUGUUGAACAUGGGCCCAUGCUUGGAACAAGAUCAACUUAAACCAGGCCCGAGUGGAAUGACCAGUUUUAAAGGUAAAGUAACCAUCAACAAACCUGCAAACAAAAAACUGUCAAGAAACCCUAGCACAUGGAGCAAACCAAAAGGAGAAAAGCAAACAUGUGCAAAUGGCAAAAAGCCGGUGCUUUGCCCCACCACCACGGGCAAAAAACCCCAAAAAUGAGCACCCUAAAAUGUGUUCAGGCGAAUCUUCAUCAUGCUGUAGGAGCCUCAAGUACACUACUGAGAAGAUUCGUCUCCGAAAACCUGGACCUUGCCUUUAUCCAGGAACCUUGGGUUAACAA
Molecule: messenger RNA, 1892 nt
Organism: Uranotaenia lowii
Lineage: Eukaryota; Metazoa; Arthropoda; Insecta; Diptera; Culicidae
Exons: 1
Coding region: 140-1771 (543 amino acids)
Source: RefSeq, a predicted model, not a curated record